Messenger RNA from Lycium ferocissimum, 1784 nucleotides. Its product is annotated as transcription factor DIVARICATA-like. The transcript is spliced from 2 exons. Gene Ontology annotation, molecular function: DNA binding. The record is from RefSeq and is a predicted model, not a curated record. Bases 364 to 1230 code for a protein of 288 amino acids. NCBI's taxonomy places the organism in Eukaryota, Viridiplantae, Streptophyta, Magnoliopsida, Solanales, Solanaceae.
AGGUUCUCUAAGUCUUAUUAUUCUCUGAAUUUCUAGCCUUCACUUUUAGUUUCUCAAAUUACCAAAUAAGUAGUUUGAUCUCAUAAUUCACAAAACAAGAUCUACUUUUUAUUACAAUUUCAGAAUUUUCCUUGGGUUUUGGAAAGUUAGGUUGUCUUUUCUAGAUUCCUCACCUCUCACUUAUUGUCCAAAAAAAAAAAAAAAAGACUUAAAAACCAAGAUUCCCUUCCUAUGCUCCUCUUAUUUUUUUGAUUAAAUGCCACUGAAAAAACCAUAAAAGACCCCUCAACUUCCCAUCAUUUGUCAAGAAAAUCAAAAGGGGUUGUUUGGGUGGUGUUUUCCACUAUACAUGAACAAGAAAACAUGAAUAGGGAAAUGGGAUUUCUAUCCCCUGCAACAUAUAUCAAGAACUCAAGUUGGUUAUUCGAGGAAAACAAAGGAACAAAAUGGACACCUGAAGAGAACAAAGUGUUUGAAGAAGCACUUACUUUAUUUGAUAAAGAUACACCAGAUAAAUGGUAUAAUGUAGCAGCAAUGAUACCUGGUAAAACAGUGAAUGAUGUGAUCAAACAGUAUAGAGAAUUGGUAGAAGAUAUUAGUGAUAUUGAGGCAGGGUUAAUACCAGUACCUGGCUAUACAACUAGUAAUUCUUUUACAUUAGAGUGGGUCAAUAAUCAAGAUGGUUUUCAUGGAUUUAAGCAAUUCUAUGGUCAAUCUGGCAAACGGGGCCCGUCGAAUCGGUCCUCUGAACAUGAAAGGAAGAAAGGUGUGCCAUGGACUGAGGAAGAGCACAGACAAUUUCUGUUGGGGCUGAAAAAGUAUGGGAAAGGAGACUGGAGAAAUAUUUCACGAAAUUUUGUGACCACAAGAACUCCAACUCAAGUAGCUAGCCAUGCUCAGAAAUACUUUAUUAGGCAGCUUUCCGGCGGAAAAGAUAAAAGGAGAUCAAGCAUACAUGAUAUCACGGUUGUCAAUCUUACGGAAUCCAACUCUACUUCCUCUGAGGAUCAUAAAUCUGCCCCUUCCCCACAAGCACAACAGCAUUCGAAAAUGAAUGGCAUGGUGAAAACACUAUGUGAGUAUAAUUCACCAAAUCAAGAAUCAGACUUAACAUUCAACUCAUCAAGUGGUGGUCUGAUUACCGCGCCCUUUUCAUAUGGACUCGAGCAUGGAAUGCAUAACAUUGCUCUACAAGGUCUCCCUUUUGGUAACUAUAACACUAUGUGUUGAGUCGGGCAAGAUUCAAAGUUCAGUCCUUGUUGGUCAGGAGCAGUGAGGAUUCAUAUCACUGUCUCCAACUUGUUUGUCAAGAAGACGAUCAAAAACAGCCACUACUUGAAAGAGAUAUGCUUUAGUGUUAGUUCAUAUUGCAACUGAAGGGGGGUUGCUAUUAUUUAGGAAAACUUUGAGCUAUUUUCCUUGCACUAAUUGUCUGCUGUGUUUCUUCAAGUGUGAAUGAGGUUGAUUUAAAUAGAUUUGCUGACUAAGUUGGUUUUGCAACAAAUACAGAAGUUCCAGAAAAAAGAUUACUCAACACAAUCAAGCUAAUUAUGAAGCUGCCAAGUUGAUAAUAAGGUCAACAAAGUUCCAGCAAAUUAAUAUUACUUUAGAAACUUGUGCUAGCUCUAGUCAUUAGUUAAAAUACCAUUGCAGCUAGUAGGUGUUUAAUAUCUCUUUACUUUAUAGUUAGUCUCAGUUAUUCAUUUUGCUUCUAUUGCAAAGAAAGAGAAAUUUAUUAAAAGGCUGAAUUUCGUCAGAGAAAAUAAAGAAGGAACUUGUAUUCA